CAUAGACGUCAGUUACAUGGAUAUAGGGUCCGUGAGUCAAGACUAGUCGAACUAUCGGCUGAUAAUCAUUAAAAUACCCCUUCCGGUACCAGCGCUUCUUGCUAAGCAUAGCGGGAAGAGGUCUUGACUGCAGAUAAAACGAGGACAAAAGAUCCCCAGUCACCAAUAGAGCCUGGCAUUGAUGGUAGAGGAAGUAGAAACUAGAGUUAUCAUCUAUUCGUUGAAAACUUAAUUUACUUCAACAUGGCAGGGUGUCUGGUUGAGCUGUACAUCUGGUCAAUGAAAGGUGCUAUGGGAAUCAAAGAUGGAAACAUUGGAUGCCAUACCUACUAUGACAAAGGAGACAUGGUUAACACUGGAUAUAUGGAUCAGAAGCAGCAGUAUUUUGAAAGUCGAGAUCAAGUUUGGACACCAAAGAACAGAAGGCCGGAUAAACUUAGGGAUCUUCUCAAAGAAGCAGAGGAAUUACUUGCCAGUCAUGAAAUAGUCGCUACACUAUGGAGAUCCCAGAAGAAUGUCCAGCUCCUUUUGAGUAACUGUGUGUUGCUUUCCAUACAAAUAGCCAGUCACAGUGGGGAUAUUGAUAGACUGGUCAUUGAUAAGAGUCUUCAAGGAAAGGUUCCUCCUUCUAUCACGCAUGCUGUGAUGACAAGCAACUUUAUCAUGUGUACAUGGAGCGACAAACCCAAAGCAGCGUUCAUUUUCUUUAGUAAGAAGACAAAUCCUUCAGGAGACUCUGCCAAGAAAAUAGAGAAGCUGUCCUCUUUAGAUCCCAAGCUGUCAUUCCUUGAUCUCCCUGGCCCAAAGAACAAGAAGUUGAAGAGAACACUAUCAGUUAAUACCACUCAGGAAUGGAUAUUAGCGUGGUGGGCCACUGCAACUGAGACCUCCCUCCAGUGGGCCCCUCCUGUCGCAGCAGAGAAAGACAGAGCUAAUCUGUUUGUGUAUGCUGUCAAUGGAACCAAACUAGAAGAAAUUAGUUUUGUCAGGACAGAGAAUGAACCGUUUGCAGUUGAUUUCAGCUUGAACCAGCCAAGACACAUACAUACAUUGGAGGUUGCAGCAGGUCGAGCCAGCAUCGAUACCUGCAUCUAUGAGUGUUCAAGGAGUAGGAUACAAAGGGCUUCAGUGACGUCAAUACCUCUGAAAUCUCCAGUACUCACGUAUGGCAGAAAUCACAAUGAGGAUAAACUUGUACUGGGAUGUGCAGAUUGCAGAUUGGUUCUGUAUAAUGAAAGCAAGAGAGUUACACAGUUCAUUCAAACUGACUUGGUUCCUCAAUUCAUCUCCUGGCAUCCUGGUGAUUCAGUGUUCAUUGUCGGGAGUACAGCAGGAAAAAUACAGUGUUUUGACAUGGCUCUGAAUACACUCUUCUUCUACUCAAUGUCCGAGCAGCUUGAACCCAAACCAGUUCUGUCCUUAACAACUCAUUUCAGACUCGAGAGCCAUAUUGUAGAUUUAUCAUGGGCAUCCUCAUCGUGUUCCUGGGACAGUAUCCCUGAUGCUCAAGACUCUAUGCUGAUCACUCUCAAUAGAGGACCACUUGUAUUGGUACAGAUGGGACUAGGGGUGAUGAGCCGAGGCAGUCUCGGGGCACAGCAGCUUACCCAGCUUUAUCUGGCUAAUGAUCAGAUUGAUGAAGCCACCCACUUGCUUUCUGCAUUGAACUGGAACACUGCAAGCAGUACUUGUUUUGGUUGUUUAUCGGCCAUAGUAAACCACCUCCUUCGUCUUCCAUUAAAUGCAGUUAGAGAAGCUGCCUUAGAGACGAGUCUUGGAUCCUUUUAUGCACCGCUCAGACCCUUAUCUGAGGUCAUCGUCAUCAAUUAUCGGGAUUCCGUCAGCCGUCUAGCUCGCAGGUUCUUUCAAUUUUUGCUCAGAUAUCAGAGAUUUGAAAAGGCCUUCUUGCUUGCUGUUGAUCUUCAUUCAAGGGAUCUGUUCAUGGAUAUUCACCAUCUAGCCAUCGAUAAAGGGGAAAUGGCUCUAGCAAAUGUCGCCAAGCAGAAGGCUGAGGAAAUUGAGAUGGAGCUACCCUCAACAUCUGGGACAGACGACUAUGAUUCUGAGGAUUCUUUGAGUGAAGGAGAUGUAACUGAUGGCUCCUAUUCAACCGGAGAAGAACGACCCGAUCACGCCAGAAAGGGAGACCCUCGGAGGAGAGAUGAUGACACUCUCAUCAGAGGAGCGGAGUCUUUGACCCAUCCACCCAACCCCGAGACAAGUGGUUCAUCCGAUCAGGGUCAAGUUCCCAUAAAAUCAAGAAAGUCAAGGAAAGAUGUUGAUGCGUGGCAUAGAGCAGAGGAGAGAAUUGAUGAAGCUUACAGACACGGUGAUGCUGUGGAUGAGGAUCUGUUGAGUGGAGCUAGCGGGUUGGCUGCAAUACCGGGAGACAUCUACACCAAAGUACUUGCAGAUAAUCCAUUUGGAUGGGACAAACCAAAUGUGGCAGGAACAUCUGCUAGCCAUCCAAGCAGAGGAGUUGGUGAUGACGUAGAAGAAGGGGAAGAAGAAGAAAGAGAAGGAGAGGAAACAACAACUCUGAAAGUGGUCCACUUUGGAAUGGUUUGACCAGGAAAAUAGAAGACUGAUGAUCUGGAUCCCUAGCAGCUUUCAAACUGGUGGUGGGGACAUCCCUGUGUGAAUAAUGAAAAGGAGACAUGAUUAGACUGUCUUGGUGAAGGUGGGGAUCUACAGCAUCUGUUUACGGAAUAGCAAAGAGGUAUUUCAAGAAUAAUCAGUGUGUUCCACUAAAGAUUGGUUCGAGC
Messenger RNA from Lytechinus variegatus (green sea urchin), 2765 nucleotides. It is a transcript of the gene wdpcp, whose product is annotated as WD repeat-containing and planar cell polarity effector protein fritz homolog. The coding region runs from base 244 to 2568 and encodes 774 amino acids. Gene Ontology annotation, biological process: cilium organization; establishment of protein localization; nervous system development. The transcript has 26 exons. Lineage: Eukaryota; Metazoa; Echinodermata; Echinoidea; Temnopleuroida; Toxopneustidae. Gene Ontology annotation, molecular function: protein binding. The record is from RefSeq and is a predicted model, not a curated record. Gene Ontology annotation, cellular component: axonemal basal plate.